CGGCUAGAAGGGGACCUGGAUGGCCGUGGCUGAAGGCGGCUGGUGCGCGGUGAAGCGGUGCGCUGCGGACGCCGGCGGUUCCUCCUGUCCCUUCGCCACCAGGGAGCCGCGCCCGUCUCCUCCUUCGCCGUCCUCCUCCUCCGGCUCCCAGGGCGAACGCGGAUCCUCCAAGACUCCUCGGCCGGAGACCGACGGCAGCCACCGGCCGCCCCCCGCCGCCGAGGGCAGGUCGCUGCUCGCCCCCUACGUGCACUUCGGGACCCCGCACCCCUCCGGCCGCGCCGGCUGGGAGGACAUCCUGCUCUUCGCGGACUUAGACCAAACCAACAAGCUGAUCUGGUCCAGCCGCGGCCCCAAGCUGAGCGCCCUCGGCGCCGAGCAGCCCGAGGAGAUGUACCAGACCCUCGCCAUCUCGGCCGCCCAGGGCCCCACGCCCUACGACGGAUCUCCGGGCGGCUUCAUGCACUCCACGCCCAGCUCGCCCGUCUACGUGCCCACGACCCGCGUGGGCUCCAUGCUGCCCACGCUGCCCUACCUGCAGGGCAGCGGCGCGGCCCAGCCCAGCCACCCGGGCGGCGGCCACGCCGUCUGGUCCCAGCCGGCCGCGGAAAGCCCCUCGUACAGCAGCGGCGGCGGCUCCCACCCCUCGGGCCGCUUCCCCUACUCGCCGAGCCCGCCGGUGGCCAACGGGGCCUCCCGGGAGCCCGGCGCCUACAGCAACAGCCUGGGCGCCAGGGAGCAGUACAGCCCCCUGGCCCGGCCGCUCAAUGGCUCCUACCCGGGCCCCUACACGUCCUACGUGGGGCCGCAGCUCGCCCCUGCCUGGCCCACGGCGCCCUUCGAGAACUCCAUGCUGCACUGCCUGCAGGGCCGGGCCGCCCCCAUCCCCGUCCGGGCACCCAGCGCAGAGCUGCUGGAGGACCUGUCCGAGAGCCGGGAGUGCGUCAACUGCGGCUCCAUCCAAACCCCGCUGUGGAGGAGGGACGGCACCGGCAACUACCUGUGCAACGCCUGCGGGCUCUACACCAAAAUGAACGGCCUCAGCCGGCCCCUCAUCAAGCCCCAAAAGAGAGUGCCCUCGUCGCGGCGGAUGGGCUUGUCCUGUGCCAACUGCCACACCACGACCACCACCCUGUGGCGCAGGAACGCCGAGGGCGAGCCCGUCUGCAACGCCUGCGGCCUCUACAUGAAGCUCCACGGGGUUCCUCGGCCUCUUGCUAUGAAAAAAGAAGGAAUUCAGACGAGGAAGCGAAAACCUAAGAAUAUAAAUAAAUCAAAAGCAUGCUCCGGUAACAGUACUACUGCAGUUCCUAUGACUCCGACAUCCACGUCUUCUACCAACUCAGAUGACUGUAGCAAAACUGCUUCUCCCGGUGCACAGACUGCAGCCUCCGGGGCGAGCUCGUCGGUGAUGUCUGGCCCAGGAGAGAGCACCAGUCCCGAAAGCAGCAACCUUAAAUAUUCAGGUCAAGACGGGCUGUACACAGGAGUCAGCCUGAGCUCCACGGCCGAAGUGACAGCAUCCGUGAGACAGGAUCCCUGGUGUGCCCUGGCUCUGGCGUGACCUGCUGGGAGGGAAGCUGGAUCCUGGCAGCCCCCAGACGUCUGCGCGCGGUUUCCUCUGCGGAGCGGUCGCGGCAGCGGCAGUGAGAGUGCUGGCAAAGACCAUUCCUCUGAAACAGUUUUUGAGCCUUGGUGGCAGAG
Passer domesticus (house sparrow) is the source of this 1704-nucleotide messenger RNA. It is a transcript of the gene GATA6, whose product is annotated as GATA binding protein 6. The transcript is spliced from 6 exons. Gene Ontology annotation, biological process: epithelial cell differentiation; cell fate commitment; positive regulation of transcription by RNA polymerase II. The record is from RefSeq and is a predicted model, not a curated record. NCBI's taxonomy places the organism in Eukaryota, Metazoa, Chordata, Aves, Passeriformes, Passeridae. Gene Ontology annotation, molecular function: RNA polymerase II cis-regulatory region sequence-specific DNA binding; zinc ion binding; DNA-binding transcription factor activity, RNA polymerase II-specific. Gene Ontology annotation, cellular component: nucleus. The coding region runs from base 20 to 1564 and encodes 514 amino acids.